Messenger RNA from Lampris incognitus (smalleye Pacific opah), 512 nucleotides. RefSeq names its product prefoldin subunit 1 (gene pfdn1). Gene Ontology annotation, molecular function: protein folding chaperone. Lineage: Eukaryota; Metazoa; Chordata; Actinopteri; Lampriformes; Lampridae. The coding region runs from base 69 to 470 and encodes 133 amino acids. The transcript has 4 exons. Gene Ontology annotation, biological process: protein folding. Gene Ontology annotation, cellular component: cytoplasm; prefoldin complex. The record is from RefSeq and is a predicted model, not a curated record.
UUCCGCCGAGUUUGAUUUGGACGGAAACGCGUUACCGCCGAGCCAAGAGCGUGCCCACCGGAUCGCGCAUGCGCAGACUGCCGUUCCGUUCGCUUCCCGUCAUGGCGGCGCCCGUAGAUUUGGAGCUGAAGAAGGCCUUCACGGAGCUGCAGGCGAAGAUGAUCGACACACAGCAGAAGGUGAAGUUUGCUGACCUGCAGAUCGAGCAGCUGAGCCGUUUGAAGAAACUCGCCAACCUGACACACGUUGAGAUCACGGCUCUGCCCAACAACACACGCAUGUACGAGGGUGUCGGCCGCAUGUUUAUUCUUCAGUCUAAAGAGGAAAUAAAUAACCAACUUACAGAGAAACAGAAAACAGCUGAUGAGAAUAUAAAAGAAUUGGAGCAGAAGAAGACGUACCUGGAGCGCAGUGUGAAAGAGGCGGAGGACAACAUCAGAGAAAUGCUGCUGUCAAGAAGGGCUCAGUGACACACACACACACACACACACACACUCACACACACAUAUACA